UUCACGGAGAGGCGGCGUGGGGGCGUUUGUCUGCGGCGCACGGGCAUGAUGGAAGUAAAAGACGCAAAUGCUGCAAUGCUAAGUAAUUAUGAGGUAUUUAAGCUUCUGACUGAUCUCAAAGAACAACGGAAAGAAAGUGGGAACAAGAAACAUAGUGCAGGACAGCAGAAUCUUAAUACAAUAAUGUAUGAGACUCUUAAGUAUUUGUCCAAAACAUCUUGCAAAUAUCAGACUCCAGAAAUUGUAACUGAAUUUCUGACGGCCAUGGUUUCACAAAAACUUACCAAGGCAGAAAAACUUCAGCUCUUGAAUCACAGGCCAUUGACUGCUGUGGAGAUACAGUUGAUGGUAGAAGAGAGUGAGGAAAGACUAACAGAAGAACAGAUUGAAGAGCUUUUGCAAACUAUCAAUAACAUCCUGCCAGGAUGUCCGGAUGAGCAAACUGGAGCUCAGCAACAGGAGGAGGUGGACAUGGUGGCUGAAGAUGAAGUAAUCCAAAUGGAUGACUCCUAGCACGAUCAAAUGGAAAGAUACUCUCUGUUAAAUAGAUUGAUCUUUCUCCCUUUUCUAUUUAAACCUUCAGACUGUGUUGGGAUUCAAGUCUACAGAGAUUAUAUUUCAAAUAUUGUAUAGAUGAUUUUGUAUGUUCUAUACUGUACAAUGUGAGAUGUAAGUUGUUUGUCUUAAUUGAGUUUAUCUGUUCGCAAAUAGAGAAACUGAAGCACCUCAACUUCGAUAAUCGUACCUAAUAGAUGCCGCUUCAGUAUGAAAGCCGUUGAGACGACAUUCCUAGAAGGACGGAAGGGAUAAUAUUGGUUUGAUUGCAUUUUGUAAAUAGAAAUGCAAGGCUGUGCGUUCAGGAUUAUUUCUUAAAAUAAACAAUGCAUGUAUAUGAGACUCUGUACCUGAAAGUACUCUUCCAAAAAAUAAAGUUGUAAAUAUUUUUGUGACACU
This is a messenger RNA of Hypanus sabinus (Atlantic stingray), 954 nucleotides long. It is a transcript of the gene crcp, whose product is annotated as calcitonin gene-related peptide-receptor component protein. Gene Ontology annotation, molecular function: nucleotide binding. The coding region runs from base 46 to 513 and encodes 155 amino acids. Lineage: Eukaryota; Metazoa; Chordata; Chondrichthyes; Myliobatiformes; Dasyatidae. Gene Ontology annotation, cellular component: RNA polymerase III complex. Gene Ontology annotation, biological process: transcription initiation at RNA polymerase III promoter. The transcript has 6 exons. The record is from RefSeq and is a predicted model, not a curated record.